Messenger RNA from Raphanus sativus (radish), 865 nucleotides. RefSeq lists its product as uncharacterized. NCBI's taxonomy places the organism in Eukaryota, Viridiplantae, Streptophyta, Magnoliopsida, Brassicales, Brassicaceae. The transcript is spliced from 2 exons. The record is from RefSeq and is a predicted model, not a curated record. The coding region runs from base 9 to 794 and encodes 261 amino acids.
UUAAAGUCAUGUAUGAUCGGAGACCGUGGAAGUGGACCAUGGAUUGCUGGGAAGUCACUGGUACAAAACCCAAGUUUGUGACUCCAUCGAAAAGAGCCAAAGAGAUGGUUGUGGAGGAGGUGGAGGAAGACAAUCAGAGACCUCGGAAGAAAGCUCGUAAAGAGGCUCCUAAAGAGGCUCCUAAAGAGGCUAGAGAAGAGGCUCCUACAGAGGCUACAGAAGAGGCUACAGAAGAGGCUAGAGAAGAGGCUAGUUGGGUGACCAGAGAGGAGUUAGAAAACAUGUUCAAGGACUUAAGAAGUGGCUUAGGUGACAUGAUGAAAGAUGGGUUUAAGAAGUGCAUCAGGGAGAUUAGGAAGAUCUCCGAUAGAUUGGAAGCUGUGGAGAAGAAGGUUGGUGUCACCAAUCAGGCUACCCCUCAAGCCCCAGAAACCGGGGUUAGUAAAAAACACCCUACCCCACAAGCCCCAGAAACCGGGGUUAGUAACAAACAGACUACUCCUCAAAAGGAUCAGCCUACACUUCAAACCAAUCAUCCUACUCCUCCCACCAGACAGCCUGCUCCUCAAAAGGCAAAGCCUACUCCUCAAAAGGCAAAGCCUACUCCUCAAACGAAACAGCCUGCUCCUCAAACUAAACAGCCUGCUCCUCAAACGAACAGCCUGCUCCUCAAACUAAACAGCCUGCUCCUCAACGAAACAGCCUGCUCCUCAAACGAAAAAGCCUUCUCCUCAAAAGAAACAGCCUUCUCCUCUGCCCAAAGAGAGAUUGUUGCCGGAGGAUACAGCAGAUGAGGCGAUCUCGGUAUAUAAGAUCUUGCCGGAGGAUAAAGCAGAUGGUGUCACCUCCAAAGAGAUUGUUCCUC